AUGAAACUGGCCACACCUCGAAAGGCUGUCGAAUCUUUUCAGUGAAUUGAUGGAAGAUGGAAAGCCGCAUGAGCAAUACAUUCCGGAAGCUGUGAUAUGCGAUGAAAAGGAACUGUUUAAGGGCAUCGUCUGUGGGAACGCUUUAACAAUUUUGAUAAAGUUGUCCUUCAGAUUACAGGAAAAGAUGUACCUCAAUACAUAACAUCAUUCAAAGAAGCCGGCCUGCGCCAACUACUACUUCAAAACAUUAAAAAUUCUGGCUACAGAAACCCAACACCUGUUCAGAAAGCUUCAUUUGCAGGCGGCACACUUGGUACCGGUUUUGAACAUAUUGUUAGAACAAGGUGUUGCUGGUGCGUCUCAUGCCAUGGGGCAAAAGCCAGAAGUUGUAAUUGUCGCACCCACUCGUGAAUUGGACUUUCAAUGUAAAUUCUCCUAUAGUUCGGCUUUAAAGUCUGUGAUGAUAUAUGGAGGAACUGUCACGAGCCAUCAGCGGUCAAAUCUUCAAGCUGUGUGCAAUAUUCUUGUCGCGACCACGAGUCGAUUCAAGGAUUUUCUCGACCGUGGAGUAUUUGACUUCUCGGGGCUCAGGUUUUAAAUUUUGGACGAAGCUGAUCGAAUGCUUGAUAUGGGUUUCGGCCUUAAUGUUGAAAAAAUUGCCAACCAUCCAACGAUGCAUCCAAAAGGAAUCCGUCGUGUUUGUACGUUUUCGGCUACAUUCCCAGAUGAAGUUCAAGCGCUGGCUGCGACGUACAUGGAAGACUACAUAUUCGUCACAACAGGCAUUGUCGGUGGCACCAAUUCGGAUGUUGAACAGCUGUUUUUUCAGUGCCCGAAAAGAGAUAAGAGAGCUAAACUGAUCGAAGUUUUACAAGAUCUCGGUGAUGCCAAGACCAUCUUUUUUGUCGACAGCAAAAAGACCGCGGAUUUCGUCACUGCAUUAUUGUGCAAUAACAACUUACAACCUACCAGCAUCCAUGCCGAUCAUCUUCAGAGUCAGCGUGAGCAAGCGCUUCGUGACGUCAAAAAUGGUAUUAGGAAUAUUCCCGUGGCCACUAAUGUUGCUGCCCGUGCUUUAGAUAUUGCCGAGGUCAACUAUGUCUUAAAUUAUGACUUGCCAACUGAUAUUGAAGAGUAUGUUCAUCGUGUUGGUCGAACGGGCCGCGUGGGAAAUGUUGGGAAAUCAAUAAGGUUCUUUGACGAAGAAAGAGAUGGCCCUAACGCUGGAAAGUUUGUGUCUUUGUUAAUUAAGCCAAACGCCAAUGCACCGCUAUUCAUGCAAGCGAUGGUCUCAGGCGUGACUGGAAUGGGUUACAACUUUAGCGCCCCCUCGACUCAAGGGGGUUUUGCUAGUCGAAAUAUUCGCCGAUUCGAAACCUGGAUUUGCUGCCUUGCCCAUUGAAGUUGAAGAGAGUUGGGUUUAACUCAAUGUCGUUCACUUGGUUGGCUUAUUUUGGAGUAAUCGAAAACUAAAAUUCGUAUCCAAGAACAUAUUGAAACUUGCGAACUUGCAAUGUCUGUUUGAAAAUUUGAUUACGUGUUUAU
Daphnia carinata is the source of this 1545-nucleotide messenger RNA. RefSeq names its product ATP-dependent RNA helicase vasa-like. The transcript is spliced from 8 exons. Gene Ontology annotation, biological process: gamete generation; cell differentiation. Gene Ontology annotation, cellular component: nucleus; P granule. The coding region runs from base 620 to 1402 and encodes 260 amino acids. The record is from RefSeq and is a predicted model, not a curated record. NCBI's taxonomy places the organism in Eukaryota, Metazoa, Arthropoda, Branchiopoda, Diplostraca, Daphniidae. Gene Ontology annotation, molecular function: RNA helicase activity; RNA binding.